AUGGGCCUGGGCUGGGGUGGCAAAUCCAGGCGAGCCAAGAGCUGUCCACUGGGCCGCGGCCUGAAGUUCUGGAUAGACGCAGAUGUGGAAUUGUGCUGGGAGUGGGCUGCUGUGGUCGCUAGAUCUAUUUGGGCUGAAGGUGAUGAUCAGAAUUGGGGUUACAGUAGUAUGGGAACAUUCCAGGGUGCAGACCACAAUGAUACACUGUGCAGAAAUCGUGUGAAAUUGGACAAGAAGGUACGAAAAGAUUUCAAUAUAAAAGAAGCUGCAAUGGGGAUAAAUGCAGGUGUAACUUUGGAGUUCAAUACUACUGUGAAGAACCACCGACUGGAGAUCCACUUAUAUUGGAAUGGAAAAGGCUCACUUUUUCCCCCAAUGGAAUAUUAUGGUCCUCUUAUAUCUGGCAUUUCAGUUUCUCCUGUUCCUCGAAAAUCUGGCAUCAAAAUGUUAGCAGUGACUGUUGCAGCACUUUUAGGAUGUGCAAUAUUAUUUCUCCCCCUAUUGAUCUUUGUUCUCCUCUGGAAAGCUGGCUUUCUGGGUGGAAAACAAUUACGCGAUGAAGGUCCUGAGGAACUAAGGUCGAGACUUAACUGGCCAACCGGGCUUAAAAUCUGCUAUGGUAUAGCUAAAGGUCUGGCUUUUAUCCAUGAAGAAUCAAAGCUGAAGAUUGUCCAUAGAGAUAUUAAACCCACAAAUGUGCUGCUUGACAAGCAUCUCAAUGCAAAAGAUACCGGACUUGGACUGGCUAAACUCUAUGAAGCAGAACAUACACAUAAGGGAGAUUUAAUAUGCCUAGUCGAUCCAACUUGGGGAUCUGCAUACUCGUUGAAACAAGCAAUGACAAUCUUGGACCUGGCAAUGUUAUGCACCAAUCUAUCCCCUACACUAAGGCCUACAAUGUCUGAAGUAGUAAAGGUUCUUGAAGGCAAGAGUAAGGUGAAGACUCAUUCAUUCAAUGCCUUCUACUCAACUGAUGAUUUUGCAAUGGCUAAGGCAGUAGCUGACCUUAAUCCCCGCACCCAAUUUGGAAGCAAUUCUUCGGGACAGACAUCAAAUGCAAUUACAUUUGAUGUUGUGAGUAGAGAAGAAGAAGAAAAAGGAAUCUUCGGAGAUUGUUCACCAGAAAUGCUAGACAAGACACAGAGCUGA
Dovyalis caffra is the source of this 1149-nucleotide messenger RNA. NCBI's taxonomy places the organism in Eukaryota, Viridiplantae, Streptophyta, Magnoliopsida, Malpighiales, Salicaceae. The record is from the annotation of a GenBank genome assembly.